AUGGUUUAUGAAGAGGAUGUAAAUGUAAAAACAAGAAAGCCAAGACAAGUAUCCAUUACAAGAUCAAAUUGCAAGGCAUGCAUAAGAGCAAAAGUGAAUAAAGAAGGACAGUUUGAGGUGGUGGCUCAUGUUAUUCAGCAUAACCACGAGCUACCAAAGCCACAGUGGCAUUAUUUGCAUCGUUCUGAAAGAAAAAUGACAGAGGAAAUAGUUGUAACAAUCAAAACAAUGAAAUCUUCAGGUCUAACUACAAUGGACACUUACAAUUACAUGGCUACAAAGGCUGGAGGAGAACAGAAUAUAGGCCAUAGUGUUGUAGAUCACCUGAAUUUCUGCUCAAGGUUAACAAUGGAACAAAUUGAGGCUGGAGAUGCUCAAACUUUAGUGAACAUUUUAAGUCAGGAACAAUCAGAGGAUCCAAACUUCUUUUUUAGAGUGAAGUUUGACAAAGAAGGAAGAAUUUGCAAUAUCUUUUGGAGAGAUUCAAUGAUGCUAGAAGACUAUAGGAUAUAUGGAGAAGUUCUUGUCUUUGAUACAACAUACAUAACCAACAGAUAUAAUCUUAUAUGUGCUCCAUUUGUUGGCAUAAAUAACCACUGGCAUAAUUGUAUGUUUUCUUGUGCUUUUAUUGGGGAUGAAACGACAGAUUCAUUUGUGUGGUUACUACAAACCUUCUUCAAAGCUAUGGAGGAUAGAAAACCAACUUCAAUAUUCACUGACCAGGACCAAGCAAUGGCAAAUGCUAUACUGGAGGUGAUUCCUAAUACAAGACAUAGACUUUGUAUAUGGCAUUUGGAGCAAAAUGCCAUAACCAGAUGUGGAGCUCUUAAAAAAGACAAAGAAUUCAAAUUUGCAUUCAACCAGUGCUUAAAGAUGUGUGUGACAGAACAAGAAUUCGAAGCAAAGUGGCAAGCAAUGUUGCAAAAAUAUGAGUUGACAGAACACUCUUGGUACAAAAGAGUGUAUGAGUUAAAAGACAAAUGGUGUCCUCCCCUUUGUAGAGAUUUCUUUUCAGCAGGGAUCUUAUUGUCACAAAGGAGUGAAAGCACUAAUCAUGCCAUAGGAUUCAGAGCAAGUAAAGCAACUACUUUGACAGAAUUUUAUACCAUAUUUAAGAAGACAACUAAUCGUUGGAGAAGCACAGAGAAAUAUGAUGAGUUUACCUAUAGCAAGUCAAUAACAUUCACUUCAUUGCCUCUAUCUGGAAUGCUAAAGCAUGCCGCACAGGUUUUCACUUUAUCACUCUUUAGAAAUUUUGAAGAGGAGUUUGGAUACUCUAUGGCAACAACUGUUCAAAUGUUAGGCAAUAAUGAAGAAUGCCUACUUUAUCAAGUAACACUAGAAGACAAGCCAUGGUCUGCACAUCAAGUAAACUAUAUACAAGAGAGCCAAACUGUAUGGUGUACUUGCAAAAACUUUGAAGCAUCUGGAUGGUUAUGUUAUCAUUGCAUCAGAAUUCUACAUUUGCAUUCAGUAACAAGAAUACCAGACAAGUAUGUUUCAAAAACAUGGACUAAGUUUGCAAAAACAGAGGCAUGGGAUAGGUUGAAGAAUCAGGAUCCUAAAUAG
Messenger RNA from Chenopodium quinoa (quinoa), 1569 nucleotides. RefSeq names its product protein FAR1-RELATED SEQUENCE 5-like. The transcript is spliced from 3 exons. Gene Ontology annotation, molecular function: zinc ion binding. Lineage: Eukaryota; Viridiplantae; Streptophyta; Magnoliopsida; Caryophyllales; Amaranthaceae. Gene Ontology annotation, biological process: regulation of DNA-templated transcription. The coding region runs from base 1 to 1569 and encodes 522 amino acids. The record is from RefSeq and is a predicted model, not a curated record.